UUUCUCACUACUCAAAAAGAAGAAAUGAGAAAACAACAACCUUCUGCUGUACCUUUAGAUUAGGUUUACCUUCUGGUUACAAAACAACUGCUGAAUAUAAAAAAAAACUAAGAAAAACUGUGGGGAGCUGAACGUGACGGCGAAUGGGACUGGAAAGGUUCUGCAGUGCGGACAGUUCGGAUCCGUUUUGGGAUUGGAACAGUACGUGGAACACAUCUAAUCCAGACCUAACUCGGUGUUUCCAAAACACUGUCUUGGUGUGGGUGCCAUGCUUUUACCUGUGGAUGUGUGCCCCCAUCUACCUCCUCUACCUCAACAGUCAUGACCGUGGCUACAUAUGUAUAAGUCACCUCAACAAAGCAAAAACUGUGGUAGGUUUUCUAUUGUGGGUCAUCUGCUGGUCAGAUGUGUUCUAUUCUUUCUGGGAAAGGAAUCACAGCAGCAGCUCCACUGCACCUGUCCACCUCGUCAGUCCUACCUUACUUGGCCUCACAAUGCUGCUGGCCACCUUCAUAAUUCAAUAUGAACGAUUAAAAGGGGUGCAGUCCUGUGGAGUUCUGCUAAUCUUCUGGCUGUUAGCUCUGCUGUGUGCCACGGUCUCUUUUAGGUCAAAGAUUCUCCAGGCGCAGAAUGAGCCAGAGACUGUGUGCAUAUGGAAGUACACCACCUUCUACAUCUACUAUGCUUUUCUUCUGGUCGCUCUGGUUCUCUCCUGCCUGACUGACCAACCACCGCUUUUCUCCCAGGCUGUCAAGGAAUUGAAUCCCUGUCCUGAGCCUGGAGCUUCUUUCCUCUCCAGGAUAACUUUCUGGUGGAUCACAGGGCUGAUGAUGGUUGGAUAUAGACGCCCCCUGGAAGAGAAAGACCUUUGGUCUUUAAACCCUGAUGACUGCUCCCACAGAGUGGUACCGCAGCUGGUGCAUCGCUGGAACUCAGAGUGCCAAGAAGUCAAGAGAACCGAGCAACAAAUGGUAUACUCCCCUAAACGGGUUGUACAUGGGGAGAACAGAGAGGGCCAACCUGUGGAAGAGUCUGAAAUCCUGCUCCUAAAGUCUCCCAGGAAAACAAAAGAGCCUUCGUUGCUUUGGGCAUUGUGCUUGACCUUCGGACCCUACUUCCUCAUCUCCUGCCUCUAUAAAAUAAUCCAGGACAUUCUCAUGUUUGUUGGUCCCGAGAUCCUAAGACUGCUUAUACACUUUGUGAAUGACUCCAGCGCCCUCUCCUGGCAGGGCUAUUUUUACACUGCUUUACUCUUCAUAUGCACGUGUGUGCAGUCGCUGAUUCUUCAGAGGUACUUUCAUGUCUGCUUUGUCUCAGGCAUGCGUCUGCGGACUGCUAUCAUCGGAGCUGUCUACAGGAAGGCCUUGGUCAUAAGCAACGGAGCACGGCGCACAUCAACUGUGGGAGAAAUUGUCAAUCUGAUGUCUGUGGAUGCUCAGCGCUUCAUGGAUCUGGUCACAUACAUCAAUAUGGUUUGGUCUGCCCCUCUGCAAGUGGUGCUAGCCCUCUAUUUUCUCUGGCAGAACUUGGGUCCAUCUGUCCUAGCAGGAGUAGCUGUGAUGGUUCUGAUGGUUCCAAUUAAUGCCGUGAUUGCCAUGAAAACUAAAACCUACCAGGUGGCUCAGAUGAAAAGCAAGGACAGUCGCAUUAAGCUGAUGAAUGAGAUGCUGAAUGGCAUAAAGGUUCUAAAGCUCUACGCAUGGGAGCUGGCCUUCAAAGAAAAGGUGUCAGAAAUCCGGGAGAGCGAGCUGCAUGUGCUGAAGAAGACGGCUUACCUGGGCGCUAUGUCCACCUUCACCUGGGUCUGUGCUCCUUUUCUGGUUGCCCUGUCCACUUUUGCUGUGUAUGUGCUGAUUGACGAUCAGAACGUCCUCGAUGCUCAGAAGGCCUUUGUGUCGCUGGCACUUUUCAAUAUUCUGCGGUUUCCUCUCAACAUGCUGCCGAUGGUCAUAAGUAGCAUUGUGCAGGUCAGUGUGUCUCUGAAGAGGCUAAGAAUAUUUUUGUCACAUGAGGAGCUGCAAGAAGACAGUGUGGAGCACAAAACAAUGGCUGGCUCCCCACACAGCAUCUCUAUAGUAGAUGGAAUCUUCAGGUGGUCCAGAGCUGAAUCACCAACACUCAAGAGGCUGAAUGUGUGCAUCCCAGAAGGCUCGUUGGUAGCAGUUGUGGGACACGUUGGCUCAGGAAAGUCCUCUCUGCUCUCUGCCCUCCUGGGGGAGAUGGACAAAGUUGAAGGAUCUGUGGUUGUGAAGGGUUCUGUUGCCUACGUUCCACAGCAGGCCUGGAUCCAGAACUCCACACUGAAAGAAAACAUUGUGUUUGGUCAGAAGAGGAGGGAAGACUGGUACAACCAUGUGGUGGAAGUGUGUGCUCUCCAGCCUGACCUGGAGAUUCUCCCUGCAGGGGAUGAGACAGAGAUUGGAGAGAAGGGAGUGAAUCUGUCUGGUGGCCAGAAGCAACGAGUGAGUCUGGCCAGGGCAGUGUAUUGUGACCGUGCUGUAUACUUACUGGAUGACCCACUGUCUGCUGUUGAUGCUCAUGUUGGAAAGCACAUCUUUGAUUAUGUCAUCGGCCCACAGGGCAUACUGAGGGACAAGACUCGUGUGCUGGUGACUCAUGGAUUGAGCUUCCUACCACAAACCAAUCUUAUCCUGGUCAUGGUAGAUGGGGAGAUCACAGAAGUAGGCUCCUACCAACAGCUAAUGGACCAGGAGGGAGCCUUUGCUGAGUUCCUGCGAACGUAUGCCACUGUUGACCAAACUGAAGAUGGUGAUUUAAAAACUGCCCCUGCACCAAAGAGUGGAUCCAAAGGAGUAGAAAAUGGUGAUCUACCUGCUCUUAUUGGUGAGCCGGCUGUUAAGACUGAAACCCAAAAGCCCCAUGAGACUGAUGAUACCAGAGAACUGAACAAGAAGACCAAGAACCCUGAUAUGGGGAAGCUGACCGAAGCUGACAAGGCCAGUACUGGGCGGGUGAAGCUGUCUGUAUUUUGGGCCUAUCUGAAAGCCAUCGGUGUACUUCUGUCCUGCAUCAGUCUGCUGCUGUUCCUCACCCAUCACCUGGUCUCCCUGUUCUCCAACUACUGGCUUAGCCUGUGGACCGAUGACCUGCUAGUUAAUGGUACUCAGCCUUACAGACAUAGGAGACUUGCUGUGUACGGUGGCUUUGGCCUGACCCAAGGUGUAGCAGUCUUUGGUUAUUCCCUCUCCAUGUCCAUUGGGGGCAUCAUGGCAUCCCGCUACCUCCACCAGUCCUUGCUAUAUGAUGUCCUGCGGUCACCCAUGUCCUUCUUUGAGAAAACUCCAAGUGGUAACCUGGUUAACCGCUUUGCCAAAGAGAUGGACACCAUCGAUUCUGUAAUCCCCAGCAUUAUUAAAAUGUUCAUGGGAUCCUUGUUCAACGUUUUGGGUUCCUGUGUCAUUAUCCUGUUUGCCACACCAUUUGUGGCUAUCAUCAUUCCUUUUCUUGGGUUGCUCUACUUUUUUGUGCAGAGGUUUUAUGUGGCAACUUCUCGCCAACUAAAGCGUCUGGAGUCUGUCAGCCGUUCACCUAUCUACACCCACUUUAACGAAACAUUGUUGGGCACUUCUGUCAUUCGAGCUUUUGGUGAGCAGGAGCGAUUCAUCCAUGAGAGUGACCAGCGAGUAGACCACAACCAGAAGGCCUACUACCCCAACAUAGUAGCUAACAGGUGGCUGGCAAUUCGCCUGGAGUUUGUAGGAAACUGCAUUGUUUCCUUUGCUGCACUGUUUGCUGUUAUAGCCAGAGAUAAACUGAGCCCAGGUCUCAUGGGGCUCUCCAUCUCCUACGCCCUGCAGCUGACUGCCUCAUUGACGUGGCUCGUGAGAAUGUCUUCUGAUGUAGAGACAAAUAUAAUAGCUGUAGAGAAGGUGAAGGAAUACUGCUGCACAGAGAAAGAGGCAGAGUGGCAACAUGAGUCUCCUUCCAUUCCCCCUGGCUGGCCCACUCAGGGCUGCAUAGACAUUCAAGGCUUUGGUCUGCGCUAUCGCCAUGACCUGGACCUGGCCAUUCGUAAUAUCACCAUUGUUAUUAACGGAGGAGAGAAGAUAGGGAUUGUGGGGAGGACUGGUGCUGGGAAGUCAUCUCUAACACUGGGCCUGUUCCGGAUCAUUGAAGCAGCAGAAGGCCACAUCUUCAUUGAUGGAGUGGACAUUGCUAAGCUAGGCCUCCAUGAACUGCGCUCCAGAAUCACCAUCAUCCCACAGGACCCAGUGCUGUUCUCCGGAUCUUUGAGAAUGAACCUGGACCCCUUUGACUCCUAUUCUGAUGAGGAAAUAUGGAGGGCUUUGGAGUUUUCCCAUCUCAAGAACUUUGUCUCUAGCCUACCCAACAAACUCAGCCAUGAAUGUAGUGAAGGAGGAGAAAACCUUAGCGUGGGCCAGAGGCAGCUGCUGUGCCUUGCCAGAGCUGUGCUAAGGAAGACUAAAGUCCUGGUGUUGGAUGAGGCCACCGCUGCUGUAGACAUGGAGACAGACAACUUGAUCCAAUCUACUAUCCGCUCACAGUUUGACGACUGCACUGUUCUGACAAUAGCCCAUCGCCUUAACACCAUCAUGGACUACACAAGGGUUUUGGUGUUGGAUAAAGGAGAGAUGGCAGAGUUUGACUCUCCAUCCAAUCUCAUCGCUCUCAAGGGAGCAUUUUACAAGAUGGCCAAAGAUGCUGGACUGGUCUAAAGACGGAAGUCUCUCCACCUUCUUGAGCAGCAUCCCAGCUCCCCUGGCUCUCUCUGGAAGAAUUGUUUUUCUUUCAGAGCAGCAGGCAAAUUAAAUAGUUAUUUGGGUGUGAAGUGAUUUUAAUGAUAGAAGGUUUUGUUUAACAUGUUUCACCAUAAUGGUUCAUCAUCAGUUAUUUGGUUUAAUUUAUGCCUGUUUCUCUCUGUUCAUUCUGCUGGUUUUUGACCAAUUCAUUUUUUUUCUGACAUUUAUAAGGAGCACCACGUUACCGACAGACCUGUCAUAAUGACACUAGCACUGCUGAGGUGAGGCUACAGAGACCAUAUGUGCCAAAUGCUGGCUUUAUAUAAUUUAAAACCUAGUUUUUAAGUAGCUUUAGAUGAUAGUUAAAAAGAAUACAUGGAUCUCUCUUUUGUGUUAAAACCUUACACAUACAUUCAAGUUUACUGCGACACACUUGCAGCUUUCACUUAGCCCCAUAAGUGCAUCAAUUUUCUUGGGCAUUCUGGAACAAUCAUUCUUUCUGUCAUUUUUUUCAUCUUCUUUGAAAAUCUCAGACUAGAGAUGAACAUUAAUACAUGGACCUGUGUUGCACAUAAGUUUCUGAAGGAAAGUCUUGAAACUUAACUUGUAUUUGAGGUUUGGGACUUGAGUCUCUUGAGCUGUUGCCCUUUGCAGAAUGUGCAUAUAGAAAGGUGAGUUUGAUAUAAUAGCUGUGGAUGUCCAGGGACCAUACGCUAUUAAUGUUUCAUAGCAAUCUAUUUUUAUUAGCUGUCAGUUACUUGGAAUGAUCAAGCUAAGUUAUUUUGAAGUGAACUUUGUUAAAUGGUUUUGGCUUUUAACAGGUGUCUACUCAUUUCUGCUAUUUUUGUCCGUAAUUGUUCUAAUGGGGUAAGUAACCCCAACUUAACAUUUUUCAAAAUAUCCUCACAGGAGUCCAAAACAGCUUUAUGCAUGUUAACUUAUUUUCUUAAAGAUGUCUUUGUGUUAGAUUAGGUCUUAGUUCAAUCAUGUUCUGUUUUGUCUGAUACCCUGUGAUAUUGACACAGAUGAAAGAAAAUGACUCCGGCAUCAGCAACGUGUUACUUAACUUGGACUUUACAGAAAAGCGUUUUGGAAAUCCCUGGCUCAGACUCGAAAGGAGAUCUCUGUUCUACAUUUUUUACAGUCUGAUCAUAAUUGACACAAUCUACCUUCUCUAGUUAAAUGGAAUACACCAUCACAUGCCUGUGUGUUUUACUUCAAGAGUGAUCGCAUCAGAUUUGUCUCACAACCAGGAGAAGUGAGCUAGGUUAGCAGCUGCUUUAUUCUCAAAAAGGGAAAACAUUCGGCUUCAAUGUGAAGAAGCCAACUAACUCUAGUGCAGAUUCUCAGUCUCCUAGGAAAUGUUCAAGUACAAGAAAACUGGACUUCUCUUGUUUCUUGAAGACAAAGAUGAGAGGUGAAAUAUCUAAUUAUGCAGUUAGGUAUCUCAAUUAGGUAACAGCUCAAAGAUUAGAAUCAAAGUAAUUCAGAAUGAUAUCAGAAGGCGGAGAUAUUACGAUACUCACUAAUUUCCUUUUAUUAUCCCUUCUACACAAUUCAAGGUCUUGAGGAUAUAUGCACAUCCCUUGAAGAUUUUCCCUCUGCAGCCACGAAAUUUAAUGUAUUUGAGUGGAAUUUUAUGUGACAAACUAACACAAAGAUGUUCACAUUUUGAAGUAAAAGGAAGGGGCUGAUGAUUGUCAAAGAUUUUAAAAAUAAGAAUGUGAAAUGUAGAGUGGUCUACUUUCCUGUGUCAGCACUUUGUAGAACCAAAUUUUCUUUGACCAUGUCUCGACUACUUUUGAACAGUUACAGGCUGUCACAGGGGUAGCCUGUUACUAAGCCUCUCUAAAACAUACAUUUGUUGUACCUCUUCCUGUAUGUUGCUGGAAUGUGAACCUGCACUUCAGUCUCAAGUCUUCUGCUGCCUAUAACAGGAUCCAUGUCAUCAAGGAUGUCAAGCUUCACUGUUGCUGCCGAAGGAAAGUAUGAUGGUGCCAUCCCCAUGUUUCACAGGGGGGAAGAAGGGGGUAUUCACUGUGAUUUGCUGUGUAAGGUUUCAAUGGCAUAUAGUGUUUCCAUGUAGGCUAAAAGUAUCAAAUAUGUCCAUAACAGAGGACAUUAAUACAAUUUUAUUGAAUUGUUUACAGAUGUUAAGAUAUGUUUUAUUAAUAAUAAAAAGGUAACAGGAGCAAGUAAAGAACUGGUUUUCAGAGAUUUUCCAUCACUAUAAUAGAUGAUAAGAUUUUUGCAUUUUGUUAUGUUACAAAAUACAAAGCUUUUGAAACAGAAAAAUAGUUUUCUAAUUUCUACAAUUAUUUUUCUCAUGGAACUUUCAGUUUUAACAUGAAGUUAAAUGAACAUAAAGUUAUCUAAAAGCAUGUCAAAAAGCUUCUAGAAUACCAUAUAGGUGAAAAACUAAAUAAUUUUUUUCUGUCUAAAAUUUCUGUUUUAUUCGUGUGAAAAAAAACGUAACAUUUUUCUGCAAUAGUGUGAUAUAGAUACAUUAGAGUCUUCUGUCUUCUGAAGACCCCAAUGUAUCUUCUGUUACAAGUGAGCUCUGUUAUCUCAGUGAACUGGGUUAAAAUUACAAAAAGUCCUUAUUUGUCAGACUGGUAGAUUAUUGCUCUCACUCUCGGCCAUCAGAUCACUGAGAGCACACUUUAGUUAUUUAUGUUGAAAGGUUUUCUGUUGCUUUCCUUUUUGUUGUUUGGCAAAGUAAGUUUUGUGCUUUGACAGUUUUGUAGAUUUGGUGUGAAAAACGUUUUGCUGUGUUUUGCAUAGGAAACAUCUGUGGAUUGGGUAAUUAAAUAUUGGUCCUAUGGAAUUAUGAUUACAAAGCUUUGUAAUCAUAAUUGUUAAGGAGAAUUUUAUUUAGGUCUGCAGUUAAUAAAAGCAUGUUUCCAAGCAA
Gambusia affinis (western mosquitofish) is the source of this 7632-nucleotide messenger RNA. It is a transcript of the gene abcc1, whose product is annotated as ATP-binding cassette, sub-family C (CFTR/MRP), member 1. Gene Ontology annotation, cellular component: basolateral plasma membrane. Gene Ontology annotation, biological process: glutathione transmembrane transport; xenobiotic transport. The transcript is spliced from 31 exons. The record is from RefSeq and is a predicted model, not a curated record. Bases 144 to 4697 code for a protein of 1517 amino acids. Gene Ontology annotation, molecular function: glutathione transmembrane transporter activity; ATP hydrolysis activity; ATP binding. Lineage: Eukaryota; Metazoa; Chordata; Actinopteri; Cyprinodontiformes; Poeciliidae.